AUGAAGCAAGAGCUUGACCUCGAGUCGCUUGAUCGACUCCAUCGUAAGAGCGCAAUGCGAACCGAAAUAGCUGGGAUGGAGUCGGAUUUGCAGCAUAAGAACCAGGCAUCCCGUAACAAACGGGAUGGGUUGAAAAUCUACCCACGAGAGACCAUAGAUAAGAAAGUAAAGGAAAGAACACAAGGCUGUUUUUGUAUUUAUUUAUUUUGUAGGGUGGGUGGGAGGAGACGAAGAUAG
This is a messenger RNA of Microbotryum saponariae, 237 nucleotides long. Lineage: Eukaryota; Fungi; Basidiomycota; Microbotryomycetes; Microbotryales; Microbotryaceae. The record is from the annotation of a GenBank genome assembly.